AAAAGCAAGGGAUGGGGGCUGUUUCCAUUGUUGGCUUUUCCCUGCAGGAGCUGUGUUUUGAAGACAAUGUCUGGAAGCUACUACCUUAUAAUUGCUGGCCACCACGGUAAUCCAGUUUUUGAAAUGGAAUUUUUGCCAGCUGGAAAAGCAGAAUUCAAAGAUGAUCAUAGGCAUCUGAACCCGUUCAUAGCUCAUACUGCUCUCGUAGAUGAGCAUAUGUGGCUCUCCAACAACACGGGCUUGAAAUCUGUCGACAAGCUCAAUGAGUGGUCUGUUUCAGAGUUUGUUUCUGCAUGUCAUAUGAGAUUUAUUAUGCUUUGGCAUAAUAUUAGGCAAGAAGAAGGAAUAAAGAACUUCCUUAUGGAUGUCUAUGAUUUUUACAUAAAGUUUGCAAUGAAUCCAUUUUAUAAACCAAAUUCUCCUAUCUGACCAAGAGCAUUUGACAGGAAAGUUCAGUUUCUUGGGAAGAAACACCUUUUAAGUUGAAUGCAGAAAAA
Lontra canadensis (Northern American river otter) is the source of this 497-nucleotide messenger RNA. RefSeq names its product trafficking protein particle complex subunit 2-like. Lineage: Eukaryota; Metazoa; Chordata; Mammalia; Carnivora; Mustelidae. Gene Ontology annotation, cellular component: nucleus; TRAPP complex; cytoplasm. Gene Ontology annotation, biological process: endoplasmic reticulum to Golgi vesicle-mediated transport. The record is from RefSeq and is a predicted model, not a curated record.